AUGUCCUCUGCUGUCACGGAGACGGAGGAGUCGGCGCGCAGCUCCCCGCUCACUCCACUCAAACUGGUCGGACUGGUCUGCGUGUUCCUGGCGCUCUGUCUGGACGUGGGAGCCGUGAUGAGCCCGGCGUUGACCGCCGACGACCAGUACUACCUGUCCCUGUGGGAGUCCUGCUGGAAGCCGGCGAGCACCGAGAACUGGCAGUGCAGCAGCACGUUGGGCUCAGACUGGCAGGUUGCUACACUGGCCCUGUUGCUAGGGGGUGGAGCCCUGGUGCUGAUGUCAUUCCUUAUCGCUCUGGUUGCCGUGUGCAUCGGGACGAGACGGCGAUUUUACACACCCGUCGCUUUCAUGCUCUUCGCUGCAGUCGUCCUCCAGGCCUGCAGCUUGGUCCUCUACCCCAUCAAGUUCAUCGAGAGCAUCAACCUGAGGAUCUACCACGAGUUCAACUGGGGCUACGGCCUGGCCUGGGGUGGGACCAUCUUCUCCUUCGGCGGGGGAAUCCUGUACUGCCUCAAUCCCAAGAACUACGAGGAGUACUAUUAGGUCAGAUUCAA
Molecule: messenger RNA, 557 nt
Organism: Pleuronectes platessa (European plaice)
Lineage: Eukaryota; Metazoa; Chordata; Actinopteri; Pleuronectiformes; Pleuronectidae
Product: transmembrane protein 47-like
Biological process (GO): cell-cell adhesion
Cellular component (GO): cell-cell junction; membrane
Source: RefSeq, a predicted model, not a curated record